Messenger RNA from Paramormyrops kingsleyae, 8056 nucleotides. RefSeq names its product pecanex 1 (gene pcnx1). Gene Ontology annotation, cellular component: membrane. The record is from RefSeq and is a predicted model, not a curated record. NCBI's taxonomy places the organism in Eukaryota, Metazoa, Chordata, Actinopteri, Osteoglossiformes, Mormyridae.
GGGAUAGGUUGCGUUUCCGUGGAGGACCGAGAUUAGCCCUCUAGCAAAUAGUAAAGAUGGCUGCAGUAGAGGUUUUCAGGCCAGUAUCUGAAAACAGGACAGUGGCCGUAAUGUUUCAAGACGGUUAGUUUCGAGGUCACUUCCUCUCUUUCUUUAUCAAAUAUCCUAACGGGAUAAAAAUGGGUUCUCAGACGCUUCAGAUCUUGAGGCAAGGUGUUUGGGCUUCUAUCACUGGCGGCUGGUAUUACGAUCCCCAUCAAAAUACAUUUGUCAAUGCCUUACAUCUCUACAUAUGGCUCUUCCUGCUCUGUUUCCCCUUUACGCUUUACAUGGCUCUUCCUCCCACUAUGGUGAUUGUGGGCAUCUAUUGCGGGGUAAUCGCAGUACUGUUCCUGCUGUUAAAGACUGUGAAUUACCGGCUGCACCAUGCCCUGGAUGAGGGAGAGAUUGUGGAGAGCAGAGCGGUAGAGGCUGAAGGAGUGCGAGUCAACCCUGGCAUGGGGAAUGAUGGCAGUACCAUCCGGCAGGAGGACAGCAAUGGGCCGGGAGAUCCAGGAGGAGGGAUCGAGAUGGCAGAUUUCAUUCGUGAAGAGACCCCACCAGUGGACUGCAGCUCCAGAAACUCCUUUGCUGGAAUGGACUCCUGCCACCAGCUUGUGUCCACUCAUGCGGGCAUGACUGCAGCCAAAGGGGGAGAUGUAGGAAAGACCUCAGAUGAUAUCAGCUUAAGUCUCGCUCAGAGCAGCAGCCUAUGUAACGAUGGAAGGCAGGACCAAGACUUGAUGUCCGACCCAAAGAUGUAUUGCCUUGCCUCCAAUGACUCAUUCGCCUCCAUGCAGCCCUCCACGUCUUUGGGCCCGCCAGAGCUGGCCAGGGACCCUGCGGAUUCCAGCGACCCCAUCCCAAACCAAGCGACACAGUCGUAUGAAACGGAACAGACUUCCAUCGGUCUGCUGCACUCGCAGUCGUACCGUAAGGAGCCUCGUCCCCGGGGCCUGCCUCGUACCUCCAGCUCAGCUGGCUCCGCCUUUCCUGACCCUUCACUGCCUGACUACGGCCUCUACCCCCCGCCUCGCAGAGGCGGCCUGGAUCCAGUCUGCGAGCUGGAAGCUUCCAGGCUGUCCCAGGCUGGAGAGGCAGAGGGAGAUAGCGGUGGAGAGGAGGUCUUCCGGCUUGACCAGGCUGCGGCCUCCACCUCGGGAACAAGCCACUGCCAGCCAGCGGCAAGCUCGGACUCGCACGAGGCCCGGGACGUCGGCCCUGGGCUGUACCAGGGGGCCGCAGAGGGGGGACCGGCGGCGAAGGAGAAACCCCUAAGGGGGGAGUGCAGCGUGGACAGCCUCCGCAGUCUUAGCACGCGCAGCAGUGGAUCCUCGGAGAGCUACUGCAGCGGCACGGACCGGGACACCAACAGCACCGUCAGCAGCUUUCACAGCGAACAGACCAGCUCCACACACGUGGAGAGUCUUCUCUCACUCUCAGGGGACGAACAGGAGCGAGUGCAUGGGGACAGCAGCGUGUCUGCGCCCACAGACAGCAGGACUCCCAGAGAGGGCUUCAGCCCCCGCUGCCCUAGCCGGGACAGCAGCUCUCGGGGGCUGAGCAGCCUUUUGUCUGGGGAGGCUAACAAGAACCCCCACGCCAACGAGCUGAUGGCCAUACAGCCAUCCGACAGCAUCGUUCUUUUCGCCCAAGAGCCAGCCGAUCCCUGCGGCUGCGCCGAGGACCCCGUUUCCGGAGGAACCGCCGACGGCUCGGCCCCCCUGAUUCUCCGGGAUCAGAAGCAGGACAAGGAGGACGUGCGGCCCAAGUCGGUGAACCUGAUCCACCGGGCCUCCUCCUCGGCGGGGCGGAGCAGCCGUCGGCGGACGGGAAAGAAACGUGCCAGCAGCUUCGACACCAGCCGUCACCGCGACUACAUGUCGCUGCGGAAUACGGAUAAGCCGCGCAGCGCCAUGUUCCCCCGAGAAGAUGACUCCAGUGACCAGAGUGAGCUGAGCUGUGCCUCCAGUUUGCAUUCCACACACCACUUCAGCACAGACAGUUCCUCCAGCACCACCUCCCACUCCUGCCACUCACCCGAGGGCCGUUAUAGUGCCCUCAAGGCCAAGCAAGCGAUUGCCUCAUCGCUGUCGGUGAAGGGCAUCGUCGGGCCUGAGGGUGGGGUUGGGGGUGGAGGAAGGCGUCGUUCCUCCCGACGUACCUCAAGUACAGGCAGUGCUAAGACUCACGCCCGGGUGCUGAGCUUGGACAGCGGUACGGCCGCUUGCCUUAAUGACCCCAACCAAUUGGUCGCCCCCACUGGUACACGCCCCCUCACCACCUCGAAGUCAGACCUCGAGGCCAAAGAGGGUGAGGUUUUAGACGCCGUUUGCCUGCUGGGUCGAGCCUCGCAGCUGGAGUCCGUCACGCGAUCUAGGAACAGCCUCCCCAGCCACGCCGCCUUUUCCGAGGCCCAGGAUGCACCCAGCUCUUCGCGCGCCCCGGUGAGUGAAGAGACCGUCGCGUUCCGCCGCGAGCGCAGUACCUUCCGCCGUCAGGCAGUGCGACGACGCCACAAUGCCGGGAGCAACCCCACACCGCCCACCUCCCUCAUCGGCUCACCUCUCAGUCUUCAGGAAGCUCUGAAUCAGGCGUCCCAGCCUUCGACGAUCAAAGGGCAGCCUUCCCGUACCCCCUCCCAGGUGACCGUGCUAAGCGUAAAUGCCUCCCUGCUGGCCAGGAAUGGAAGCGUGCAUCUGGAGAGCUCUCAGGACAAGGCCUCCACCGUGGGCACCACCAGCCUGCAAGAUGAUUUCGGGAAGCUCACCCCCUCCCUGUAUGAAGCUGCCGGCUGUGAUAUGUCUCUAGUAAACUUUGAACCUGCAACCAGACGAGCCUCUAACAAUAUCUGGGAUACAGAUUCCCAUCUCUCCAGUUCUACCUCAGUUCGCUUUUAUCCUCAUGACCUGAUUCGACUUAACCGUCUCCUGACAAUGGACCCGGAGCUACUAGAACAGCAGGAUGCUGAUCUGAGCCCAGAGCUCCAAGAUGCCCCGCUGGGUUCAGAGGAUCCGUCUGCAGCGACGGCGCACAAAGCCAAGCAGUUCUACCGCUUCUGGCUGUUCCCCUACCUGUGGGUGGGGCUGCACUUUGACCGGCUAACUCUGUUAGCCCUCUUUGACAGGAACCGGGAGGUUCUUGAGAAUGUGCUGGCUGUGCUGCUGGCGGUUCUAGUGGCCUUUCUGGGUUCCGUCCUGCUUGUACAUGGCUUCUUCACUGACAUCUGGGUGUUCCAGUUCUGCCUGGUCAUUGCCAGCUGCCAGUACUCUCUCCUGAAGAGUGUGCAGCCAGACUCCUCCUCCCCUCGACAUGGCCAUAAUCGGAUCAUCGCUUACAGCCGACCAGUCUACUUCUGCCUGUGUUGUGGGCUCAUCUGGGCUCUAGACCACGGCAGUGGGCGGAGCAACUUCGGUGACAUCACCCUGUAUGGCGUGGCACUGACCAGCUCUCUGCUGCUGGCCUCAGCUCGGGACUUGGUCAUAGUGUUUACUCUGUGUUUCCCGGUCGUUUUCUUCGUGGGGCUGCUGCCGCAGGUCAACACAUUCGUCAUGUACCUGUUUGAACAGCUCGACAUCCACGUGUUCGGAGGAAAUGCUUCCACCAGCUUACCAUCUGCAGUGUACAGCAUUAUACGCAGUGUUGUCACUGUGGCCCUAUUGUAUGGACUUUGCUACGGUGCCCUAAAGGAAUCUUGGGAUCCCCAGCACAUCCCUGUGCUGUUCUCUGUGUUCUGUGGCCUUUUGGUGGCUGUGUCCUACCAUCUGAGUCGACAAAGCAGUGAUCCUUCUGUCCUCAUCUCAUUGGUCCAAUCCAAGGUUUUUCCUAAUAUAAAAGAAAAAAACCCAGAGGACCCCCUCGCUGAGGUGCAUGACCCCCUGCCUGAAAAACUUAGGAAUUCUGUUAAUGAGCGGUUGCAGUCAGACCUGAUUGUGUGCAUAGUCAUCUCCGUUUUGUACUUUGCCAUCCAUGUCAGCACCGUGUUCAUUGCGUUGCAGCCAAUUCUAAGAUACGUGUUGCACACUCUGGUGGGAGCGGUGGGAUUGCUGACCCAUUACCUCCUACCCCAAGUUCGCAAGCAAUUGCCUUGGUACUGUUUCUCCCAUCCUCUGCUCAAGACCAAGGAGUACUACCAGUUUGAGGUCAGAGGAGCGGCUCAUGUGAUGUGGUUUGAAAAACUGCACGUUUGGUUGCUAUUCGCAGAAAAGAAUGUCCUCUAUCCACUUGUCAUCCUGAAUGAAUUAACCAGAAGUGCCCAGGAUUUCGCUGAUCCCAAAAAGCUUGACAUAGAGAUGGGCGCUCUGAUGAUCACGGUAGCUGGUCUUAAGCUGCUCCGCUCUUCCUUCAGCAGCCCCACCUAUCAGUACGUGAUGGUGCUCUUCACCUUCCUCUUCUUCAACUUCGAUUACCGUAACCUCUCAGAGACCCCGUUGCUCAACCUCUUCCUCAUGUCCAUCGUCUUCAGCAAGCUGUGGGAGCUGUUCUACAAGCUGCGUUUUGUCUAUACCUACAUUGCUCCCUGGCAGAUCACCUGGGGCUCUGCAUUUCAUGCUUUCGCCCAACCGUUUGCUGUUCCUCACUCUGCCAUGCUAUUUGUCCAGGCAGUAGUGUCUGCAGUUUUCUCCACACCACUCAACCCCUUCCUCGGUAGUGCCAUCUUCAUCACCUCCUAUGUCCGUCCUGUCAAGUUCUGGGAGAGGGACUACAACACGAAGAGAGUUGAUCAUUCCAACACCAGAUUGGCCUCCCAGCUGGACAGGAACCCAGGUUCAGACGACAACAACUUGAACUCCAUUUUCUACGAGCACCUCACCCGCUCCUUACAGCACAGCCUCUGUGGCGACCUCCUUCUGGGCCGCUGGGGGAACUACAGCACGGGGGACUGCUUCAUCCUGGCCUCCGAUUACCUCAACGCACUGGUGCACUUGGUGGAGAUUGGCAAUGGCCUAGUGACAUUCCAGCUGCGUGGGCUUGAGUUCAGAGGGACGUACUGUCAGCAGAGGGAGGUGGAGGCCAUCACAGAGGGGGUGGAGGAGGACGAGGGCUGCUGCUGCUGUGAGCCUGGACACCUGCCCCACAUGCUGUCCUUCAAUGCCGCUUUCGGGCAGCGCUGGCUGGCCUGGGAAGUCCUGGUUACAAAGUACGUGCUGGAGGGAUACAGCAUCACCGAUAACAGCGCUGCCUCCAUGCUGCAGGUGUUCGACCUGCGCCGCAUACUCACCUCCUACUACGUCAAGGGAAUUAUCUACUAUGUGAUAGCCUCAGCCAAACUGGAAGAGUGGCUGGCUAACGAGACAAUGCGAGACGGCUUGCGCAGCUGCAGUGAGCGGAACUAUGUGGACCUGGACCCAACCUUUAACCCAAACAUCGACGAAGACUAUGACCAUCGUUUGGCAGGCAUAUCCAGGGACAGCUUCUGUGGGGUCUAUCUCGGUUGGAUACAGUACUGCAGCUCACGGCGACUGAAGCCUCUGGACAGUGAGAAAGAUUCUGCGCUGGUGACAUUGUGUUAUGGACUGUGUGUACUGGGACGGAGGGCACUGGGAACUGCUUCGCAUCAUAUGUCCAGUAACUUGGAGUCCUUCCUGUAUGGACUGCAUGCCCUCUUCAAGGGAGAUUUUCGCAUCUCCUCAGUUCGGGAUGAGUGGAUCUUUGCUGACAUGGAACUUUUGAGGAAAGUCGUCGUGCCAGGCAUCCGAAUGUCGCUCAAACUCCAUCAGGACCACUUCACAUCCCCAGAUGAAUACGAUGAGCCAGCAGUUCUGUAUGAGGCUAUUUCCACCCACCAGCAGAACCUGGUCAUUGCUCACGAGGGUGACCCAGCCUGGCGGAGCGCGGUCCUGUCCAACUCGCCUUCCCUCCUUGCCUUGCGUCAUGUUCUCGAUGAGGGCACAAAUGAGUACAAGAUCAUCAUGCUUAACCGCCGUUACCUCAGCUUCCGCGUCAUCAAGGUUAACAAAGAGUGUGUGCGUGGGUUAUGGGCAGGGCAACAACAAGAGCUCGUCUUUUUACGGAAUCGGAACCCAGAACGUGGCAGUAUCCAGAAUGCAAAGCAAGCACUUCGUAACAUGAUCAACUCGUCUUGUGACCAGCCCAUCGGUUACCCAAUCUAUGUCUCACCGCUCAUCACCUCAUAUUGCAACUCUCACAGUCAGCUUGGCCACAUUCUCGGAGGCCCAAUCAGCGUCGGAAACAUUCGCAGUUUCAUCGUCAGCACCUGGCACAGGCUACGCAAGGGCUGUGGGGCCGGGUGUAACAGCGGCGGGAAUAUUGAGGAUUUGGAUGCCAAUACGGGCAUGUCCUGUACGAGUGGGAAUGGGACAGGGGUGAGUGACUCCCAGCAGAGCUCUGUCUCCCAGUCAGCUGUGCCCGGGCCUGCAGUCACCCAACCAUACCAGCCACACUCCCUGGGCACGAGUCAGAGUUCUCAGUCCGUGCAGUCAGGCCUGGUUCGUCACUCGCCAGCACGGGCCUCUGUGGCAAGCCAGUCCUCAUCGUACCGCUACAGCAGCAGUCGCCAUUCGUCCCUGCGCACCUCCGCCACUGGCUUGGAGCCGUGCCGUCGCUCAUCCACUAGCCAGCUGUCGCUGCGCACGUUGCCCACCUCCCUGCAGCUGCGCCUGGGCCCAGACGUCGCCGGGCCCUCGGCUUCCCUUUCUAGCCAUAGCAUCCCGCCGUGCAAACGGCACACGUUGGUGGGCCUGCUGGGCAGUGACGCGCUCUGCGCCCCCGAUCCCACCAGCCACCACCACUUGACACUGUCCACUGUACGCAGGGAUGACAUCUCGUACAGGGUGCAGAUUGUGGACAUUGGUCAGGUCCUGGAGACCAUUAACAUGUCAAAACGCAAGGAGUUACAGUGGCCUGAUGAGGCUCUGCGUCUAAAAGCUGGCCGCAGUUGUUGGAGAGACUGGAGUCCCCAGGAGGGCAUGGAGGGACAUGUGAUUCACCGAUGGGUGCCUUGUAGCAGAGACCUGAGUAGUCGAUCCCAUAUUGACAAGACCAUCCUGCUGGUACAGGUGGAGGACAAGCUGGUUCCCAUCAUAGAGACGGGGGUCAUUGAGCUGGGUGCCGAAGUCUGACCAGGCUUAAACAACAAGGGUGUAACUAGAUAGCAAUCAGCAGGACUCCUGCUCCUGCGGAUGCACCUCCUUUCAGAUUUCCAAAGGGUACCGGAAGCAGGGAGAAUUGCAAGUAGAUGUUACAGAUCUGCUCUGCUCUGCGUUGUGCAAAUAUGCUGCAUGAUAGACUUUUGUUAAACAUGUUGGAUUUUAUGUUGACCAUUGCUGAUUUCUAUGCAUUUCAUGAUGACAAUGACUGACUCACAGGUAGAGUUAGUCCUGUAAGUAUCAUGGCAGAAAAACCAAAAAAGGAAAAAAAAAAAAAAAAAACUGGGGUUUUCACAAAUCACUUGCCAAAAAAUCAGCUACAAUGUCAACAAGCUUGUUUUCUUUUUGCCACCCUGAGAUUUUCAAGAGGAAACUGGCAGUAGAUCAGGUAAAUGGAAUGCAGGUGCUGUCAAUUAAAACAGUUUGAUUUGCUUUCAUUGUCAUUCCGAAUUUAUUUUAAAGUUGCAAAAACCAUUGGGAGAGAAUUUGCACUAUAAUUUUACUUAUUGUGUUUUUAUUAUUUACAGCAAUGCACUACAGUUUUGAAGUAACAUCUCUAUUUAUUACAGACAGAAUUUAACUCUUGAAUCUGUGGUUUACUGAUGCCUUGGGAAUGAAAACAUGCAAUCGUCGUUUAUUAGUCUGCCAUUUUUCUGUGUAUGGAGUUUUUAUUUAACUUAAAGUUUUUAUCAUAUAAGUAUAUAUUAAUAUACAUAUAAAAUUCAUUGUAAAAACUGAAUAUUUAUUACCGUGAACAUAUUUACAUUUUGUUACAUUUAUUUCAUUAACGAGACAAAGGUAAAAAUGUAUCGAGGAUCAUCGGUCAGAACAGCGAGCCCAAAUUUUGGUGGACUGUUUCCCAAUUUAAUUCUUUUAUAAGUGGAGAAGAAUAAAAGUGUUCUGAUUUA